This is a messenger RNA of Rhizophagus irregularis DAOM 181602=DAOM 197198, 742 nucleotides long. RefSeq lists its product as uncharacterized. The record is from RefSeq and is a predicted model, not a curated record. NCBI's taxonomy places the organism in Eukaryota, Fungi, Glomeromycota, Glomeromycetes, Glomerales, Glomeraceae. Gene Ontology annotation, molecular function: protein binding.
UUUAAUUAGCCUUUUAACUCGGGAAAUAUUUGGAAAUUCUCUUUAGAAAUGUCAUCCGCAGCGGCUCAAUUACAAAAGAGAAUUCUUUCGUUUUGGUUUAAAGGAUUCGUUUAUGGAGAACCACUUCCACCUUCAUUAAUGCAAUUUUGGUUCGAAGGUGGUGAAUUAAUUGAUAAUGAAUGUAAGAAUAGUUUCGGUAAAGAAAUAGAAGAAAUUUUUGAGAAAAAAAGUUAUGUUGAUGAAAUGAAACAAACCCCAGAGGGAACUCUGGGAUUAGCAAUCUUACUCGAUCAAAUUCCUCGUAAUAUAUUUCGUAAAACUAAAAGGCCAUUCGCCGAUUUUGAUCCAAUAGCAUUGGAUGUUGCUAAAUAUUGUGUAGAUCGUAAAUGGGAUGAAGAUCUGAACCCUAUCCAAAGAGAAUUCAUUUAUUUGCCAUUUGAACAUUCUGAAAAUUUGGAAGAUCAAGAAAUUAGUGUACGAAAGCAUCAAUGGAAUGUUGAAAAUUCUCCCAAGGUUUAUUUAGAAAUAUCAAAGAUCUUUGCUAAUUUUGCUGAUCAGCAUAAAGUUGUAAUCGAAAAAUUUGGCAGAUUUCCUCAUAGAAAUAAAUAUUUGGGUAGAGAAUCUACCAAAGAAGAAAUAGAGUAUCUUGAAAGUGGUGGAGGAUUUUAAUAAAUAAUAAUUUAUUUAAUAAAUUAUUUAAAUUAUUUAAUCUUUAGUUAAAAAUAAGCUGUAUUAUAAGCAA